UUACUGUUAUUGUUAACCAUUAUGGAAGAAGACGACGACAUUCCAACGCUAUCGGCGGAAACGUUCGCUGCUUUACAAGAGUUCUAUGCGGAACAAGAUAAACGACAAGAAAUUUUAAACAAAUUGGAAGCUGACAAAAAGCUGAAUGAAAAUAUUAUUUUUGAAGAGAAUUGGCAAUUGAGCCAGUUUUGGUACAAUGAAUCAACAAUUCAAGCUCUCGUUAAAGUAAUAGAGAAGUCGGUCCCAGAAGGCGGAAAAGUAGCCCUUAUAUCAUGUCCCACUCUGUUUGUUCCAGCAAAACGUCAUAUCGGGAACACAAUCACAAUAUCAUUAUUGGAGUAUGACAGAAGAUUUGAAGUGCAUGCUCCAGACUACAUAUUUUACGAUUACAACUCACCAGACAAGUUGCCACCUGACUUGGAGCACUCCUAUGACCUUGUAAUAGCCGACCCUCCAUUUUUAUCUGAAGAAUGUAUAGCAAAGACUUCACAAACAAUAAAACUAUUAGCCAAGGAGAAAAUUGUGGUAUGCACAGGAGCUAUCAUGCAAGAGAAUGUGGAAAAGUUGUUGAAUCUUAAACUUUGUCAGUUCCGUCCGGAGCAUAGGAACAAUCUAGCAAAUGAAUUUUCAUGUUAUGCCAAUUUUAAUUUGGAUGAUAUUUUAAGAUGAUUAAUUUCUGUGUAUAUAAUAUGUAUAUUAAGCAAUUUAAGCCUAAUAAAAUUAGGGUGAUGUUUUUAUUGACUGAUAAGUCAUAAAACUGAUAAUUAUAAGAUUUGUUUGUAAAAAACACCAUGAUAUUAUUCUAUCAAGAUAUUUGAGUAAGCAACAUCUAGUAAAUCACCCUGGAUGUCACAUACAUGACUUUUAUAUCUAUUUCAUUAUUGUAUGUUUUAAACCCACACUGGCUGCAUAAUUAUAAACCUGGUCCUGAUUAAUCCCAGGCUCUCAUUACUUCACACGACACAUUUAUAAAGUUAAAACAAUAUUGUAAACAUGCCCCACAUCCUUAUUGUAUAAGUGAUAAGGUAGAAAAUAAAAGCAAUUGUGUAAAACAUUCCAUUUUAUUGUUCUUAACAAAACCAUUACAGCCGGCUAACACAUCUACCAGCACCUUUAUCUUGAAUAAAUAGUUACUUCAUAUAAUAUAUUCUCCUCUAGUUCAAUUAUGAAGGCAAAGUUUUAAUUUUAAAUACACAAAUAGACUUGUUUAUAUAGUUAAUAUGAUCUACAACUACUUAUAAAUUUUUCGAAGAUUCAUAUGUCAAUAUAUUUUAUUUGAGAUGAACAUUGAGUCUUAAAAUACUUUUUAAAUAUGAAAAUAGUUUAAAUGGUUUUCAUUUCCCUAUGAGGAUACAUAUUUCGUAUUAACCAGCGAUAAUCCUUAAUCUCUAAGAGAAUUGUAAUUAAAAUAUUAUGCUAAAUAAACUAAAAAAAAUUAUGUUAAAAUAUCCGACAAUGGACGACAAAAUAAUAAACAAAAAUUAACUAGACGCAUAUUAUAAAUUUGCUUAUAAAUAAAAAUACAUACAAUCAUUCAGUGCAUUUAAAUUGUCGAUUACCUUAACAUAUUCUACAAUUAAAAAUGAAUUGUAAUAAAUUAUAGAAUGGUAGAUAUUAUUAUGAAUUUCACUUAAAAACUAUAUUGCGUUUUGGUGACGAAUACCUAGGUUUUGAAAUCGAGACUUGUUCAACAUCAAAUGUUAUAUAAAUUGUUAACUUGAUGUUAAACAAAAUUAUUUGAAUAGCAUUUUAAGAAUCGGGUGAUUAAAAUGAUAAAUCAAUGAGUGUUUUAUUAGUAUCCUCUUGUGUUCAUCUAUGCACAUGAAAGCAGAGGAUGAAUUCCUAAAAAAAAAAUCAAUUGAUAAAAUAUUAUAACAGUUAGGCAUGUGCUCAGUGCAUUUUGUACUAAAUAUUUAAAAUUAAUAAGAUCAAUAAAUAUAUUAUCAUAUUGAUCAAACGAGAUUUGAAUAUAAUCUAAUUCAUAUAUCACGACUAUAUGGUUCAUAGACUAUCUCAUGCUUUUCACUCUUAUUUUUUAUUAAAUUCGGUUAUUUAUUUACCUAACUACAAGGCCAUUGAAAUUAAGCCAUUUGUUUCAUGCAUGUUUUUUGUUCCUAUCUUUUAAAUUUUAUAUUUCAUUGAAGGCAACACUAAAUUGAUCUAACGUACAUAUAAACAAAAAAAAACUCGUAAACAAAAAACAAAUAUAACAGGUACGCUGCAUUUGUACCUAACAUAGUAUCGUUAUAUGGCAACAUUAUUAACAAUUGCCGAAUAUUAUAAGAUCAUUGAAACAAGUUAGAAUUUCAAAGUUUUUAAGGGUUUAAGUACUAAGGACAGUCAACACUUUAAAACAGAAUUUGAUUUCAUCAUUAGAAUAGCAAAGACCAGUCCAUGUAUAAAACUAUUUUGAAAUUAAGUAUAUUAUAUGUGUAUAUAUUGAUAUAGAUAUAUUUAUUUCCACAAUAGUUGUGCCUUAGAUAUAUAAAAUAAAUAUUCGACUUAAACUUGUAAUACUAUAUGGUUUUGAAAUACAUAUCUAUACAGAUAGAGCCAUCUAUUUCGUAUGGUAUUGUCAUAUUGAACUAUUGGUUGCCUAAAUACAGUGCCAGUGUUACAACUAAAGAAAAUCACAACCUUGACACUAAUAGUUUGACCACUCAUUUGGGGUAUAAGAGCUUUCAUAUAUGCAUAACUUAAGCAACCUCUUAGAAACUUUAUCAUCAUACGGCCCAAUAAAAUGUUGCAUAUGUUGCUGGUUUUUAUUGAAAGCCUACAAACUAAAGCUCUAAACAUUUAUUUAAUUAUCCAUACAUAAUAUAUUUGUUACACGAGAGUGAACUGUAUGAAGCGAAAGAAAGUAUUUAACUUUUUACAGUCAACUUUCGACAAACAAAUAUAUAAAUACAUAGAUAAAAAAAACAUACUAACAGAAAUUUGAUAGUACUCUUUUAAUUGUAGUUUUCAAUAAAAAAGAGGUUUCAUACAAUACUAAGAAUUUAGCAAGCGUGUGGAAAAUUAGGCGCCUAUAUCGUAUUGUGCUGAAUAUAAGCAAAAACAAUUUACCAUUUGGUAAAUAGAGAUGUGUAGGCUUUCGUUUGCUAGGCAGUUAAAGUAAUUUUACUAAAUAUUUAUCAGUAUAUAUAAAACAAUUCAAGAAAAAAUAAUAUGGAGAACAGAGAAAUGUAGAGUUAAUUUUUUAUACAUUUUGUUAGUCACAAUUUAAUCUUCUAGGUUUAAAUUUUCUGGUUCUUUUUUUAACUUUAACACUAUAAUUAAGAUAGAUGCAACUUGGCUGAUCGACAUAAAAGUAAUUAAUAGAUGUUAUUAAGUUUUAUUAUUAGACCAAAAAGUAAGGAAAGACAUAGAUAUAGAUAUAAAGAUAGAGAUAUAAAUAAAAUACUAUUUAUGAGUUAAACAUAAAAAAGACUGAGUGUGCAUAAGAGAAAACGAAA
Molecule: messenger RNA, 3455 nt
Organism: Zerene cesonia (dogface butterfly)
Lineage: Eukaryota; Metazoa; Arthropoda; Insecta; Lepidoptera; Pieridae
Product: EEF1A lysine methyltransferase 1
Exons: 3
Coding region: 22-669 (215 amino acids)
Biological process (GO): methylation
Molecular function (GO): nucleic acid binding; protein-lysine N-methyltransferase activity
Source: RefSeq, a predicted model, not a curated record